Molecule: messenger RNA, 1542 nt
Organism: Neurospora tetraspora
Lineage: Eukaryota; Fungi; Ascomycota; Sordariomycetes; Sordariales; Sordariaceae
Product: putative CELL division control protein 10
Exons: 3
Coding region: 378-1391 (337 amino acids)
Biological process (GO): intracellular protein localization; cytoskeleton-dependent cytokinesis
Cellular component (GO): septin ring; cell division site; septin complex
Molecular function (GO): GTPase activity; molecular adaptor activity; GTP binding
Source: RefSeq, a predicted model, not a curated record
AUUCGCCUGAUUCGCAGUGAUUCGCAGUGAUUCGCAGGUUCAAUUUGGCAGUCGACCCCCAGCAGACCCCCUGGAAGGGAAAUUGUUGUUUGGCAACGUGCAGCAGCAGCGACAACAGCGCAGUCAGGCAGGCCAGUCUGUAGAAUACGGGGACGGGGAAAGCACCAUCACGUUAUUGUGUUCCAUCUCCCGUUGCUUGUCCCCUAAUUGCACUUUGUUUCAUUUCACGACCACGUCCAACGUCCACACUUCUCUUCUUCCCGUCGUCCAUCUCCAGUCCAACCCACGCCCUUCUUUCGACCGCCCGACAGCCAUCAUCUUCAUUCGCUUCUCUUCUUCACAACCUGCUUUUUGGAAUAGCCCCCAAGUUAGCAAUCAUGUCGACCAUGGGCCCUGCCACCGUCCACCCCGAGACCCACGUCGGUUUCGACAGCAUCACCUCCCAGAUUGAGCGCAAGCUGCUCAAGCGCGGCUUCCAGUUCAAUGUCAUCUGCGUUGGCCAAACCGGCCUCGGCAAGUCGACCCUCAUCAACACCAUCUUCGCUUCCCACCUCAUCGACUCCAAGGGUCGCCUCCAACCCGACGAGACCGUCCGAUCCACCACCGAGAUCCAGUCCGUUUCCCACAUCAUCGAGGAGAAUGGCGUCCGUCUCCGCCUCAACAUUGUCGACACCCCCGGCUACGGCGACAUGAUCAACAACGACCGCUGCUGGGACCCCAUCGUCAAGUACAUCAAGGACCAGCACUCUGCCUACCUCCGCAAGGAGCUCACUGCCCAGCGUGAGCGCUACAUCCAGGACACCCGCAUCCACUGCUGCCUUUUCUUCAUCCAGCCCUCGGGUCACUCGCUCAAGCCCAUCGACAUUGUCGUCCUCAAGAAGCUGUCGGAUGUCGUCAACGUCGUGCCCGUGAUUGCCAAGUCGGACUCCCUUACGCUGGAAGAACGCCAGGCCUUCAAGGAGCGCAUCAAGGAGGAGUUUGCCUUCCACAACCUCAAGAUGUACCCCUACGACAACGAUGAGCUUGACGAGGAGGAGCGCUCCCUGAACCAGCAGAUCAAGAGCCUCAUUCCCUUCGCUGUCGUCGGUUCUGAGAAGAACAUCAUUGUCAACGGCAAGCAGGUCCGUGGCCGCCAGAACCGCUGGGGCGUCAUCAACGUCGAGGACGAGAACCACUGCGAAUUCAUCUACCUCCGAAACUUCCUCCUCCGCACCCACCUCCAGGACCUCAUCGAGACUACAUCCCAGAUCCACUACGAAACCUUCCGUGCCAAGCAGCUAUUGGCCCUGAAGGAAAGCAGUGCGCAGGGACACGGUAGCAGGCCAAUCAGCCCGGCUCCGGAUCGCGAGAUGAGCCGUAACUCUCAACGCAUGACCAUGAAUGGCUACUAGGAGAAGCCCAAAAACAAUCAAUGAGGACAGCAAACUUGACGGAGAGUCGGCAAAACACUGCAGCCCCCCCGAUAUAGACGAACGACCGAUACGCCCUCGGGGAUUUGGGGGCAGAAAUAAAAAGGCUUUGUUUGGGUCGGCAACAAGCGAU